AACCACAGAACUCUUACAAAAUCCAUUAUAAUCCUAUAAAAUAACUCCGGAGUAUCGUAUAAUUAAGAAAAUGCCCCUCUUUACAAAAUUACACAGUAACAACCAGUUUAAUCUAUAAUUAUUGGUGCACUAAGGCUUCUAUUAGGCCCCAGACCCGAUUUUCUUUGUUAAAAAUUCAGUAUUUUCCUUUCUUGGUCCGAUUUUCCACCAGAGAAACCUCAAUAAUGCUUGGAAAAAGACUUCAAGUAUUUACUAUAGGAAUUUUCUUUAUUUUUACUGAAAAUCUAUAUGCAAAUAUUUCGAAAAAUACCGAAAUAUCUUUAUUUCUAAAAGACUUUUUAAAGCAACAUGUUCGAUCUGAUAAGCUUGCCACUUACACUUGCUGGGGUAAAGAAACUGAGAUUUCGUUCAAGAAAACUCUUCAGGAUGAGAUCUUGCACUCCAGUGUUUCUGAAAAAAGUUUGGAUAAGUUGAUUUAUUCAGAUAAUAUUUUUUUGGAUGCGUCUUGUACUAAAACUCAACUAAUAUUGCAAAAGAUAGAAGAAUUAAAUUUGUUUACACCAUCACAAUACUGGAUGAUUCUAAAAACUGGCUCGGACUUGGACGACUUUUUGCAAAACAUUUAUUUUCCAAUAACCAGCAAUGUGUACUUUUUGGAUCAAAACUAUUAUGGGUUUUCAAUCAAAAAAGUGUACAGUCCAUCAAGUAAAAUCCAAUAUCUAAACCAAUCUUUUGUUGGAUAUUGGACAUUGGACAAUGGAUAUGUAGAAAUAAUUGGAAAAUUUGAUCAGAAUAAAGAUAGAAAAUUUAUAGACACUGAUAUAACUGUAUCUUACGUUGUUGAAGAUCAGGAAACUUUGACUCAUUUGGAUGACUAUAGGUAUAAAAUUCUAAUAGAUUCUGUAACAAAAUAUAACUACGCUGUUCUACAACACCUGUACUAUCUCCUGAACGCUUCUAAAGUUGAAUUGUUUAGGGACACCCUGUAUAGUAAAGAUAUCGAUGGUAAACACGUGAUCGGUAUGGUAGAAGAUCUCAAGAGUGGAAUAUGUGAAAUUGGAGGCAAUCCUAUUGAAUUUUUAUCAAACACAGUGGAUGAAUUUGAUUUUGUGGCUCACACGAGAAAAAUGGAGAAAAAAUUCAUAUUUAGAGCAACUCCGCAUUCAUAUAUAAGCAACGUUUUCACACUACCAUUUGAUACAUACGUCUGGUACAGUUGUUUUGGUCUCAUGGUAGCUAUUUUCCUUGUAGCUUACUUGGUAGUGUAUUGGGAAUGGAAGGACCCAGUUUUCAGGAAGUAUUUAAUACCCAGAUUUGCUUUGAGACCUGAUCCGGUUGACAUAUUUCUGAUGGAGGUCGGCUCAGCAGCUCAGCAAGGGUUCGAAUCUGAGCCUAGAAGCAACGCUGGUAGAAUUGUUUUUAUCUUCACGUUGAUUUCUUUGAUGUUCUUGUACACUUCUUUUUCUGCCAACAUUGUGGCUUUGCUACAAUCAACGACAGAAAGACUGAACACCUUGGAACAUCUUCUAGAUUCAAGAAUUCCCGUCGGUUUUGAACAGAACGUAUCUAUGAAGUAUUUCGAGGACAUCAAUUUUGACAAGAAAACCAAAGAUUUCUACAACAAAAUCUACAAGCCCGUGUUUUAUGGCAUUGAAGAGGGUGUUAAAAAAAUCAAGGAGGAAUUUUUUGGGUUCUACGCUGACACUACUAGCGUUUACAAGUACAUUAGCGACUCUUUUCUGGAAAAUGAAAAAUGUGGAUUGAGGGAAAUUCCUUUCAAGAAUAGCUAUGUAGAUUACUGGUUGGUUGCCAGGAAAAAUACAAGUUUGAUUGAUCUGUAUCGCAGUGGAAUGCAGAAAAUCCACGAAGUGGGCUUGCGCAGUCGCGAACACCACAGAAUCUUCACCGGCAAACCGAAAUGUGAUAGCGAGGGCGGGAAUUUUGAAAGUGUCGGAUUGGCUGACAGUUAUGGAGCUUUUUUGUUUAUGGGUGUUGGUAUAGGUUUGAGCUUAUUCCUAUUUCUCAUUGAACUGGCUUGGCAGAAGUAUUUCAAAAUGAAAAGAGAAGAAAUACUGAAUUUUAUCGAUGACGAAGAAGGCAGAGAGAGUUAUAGAGAAGAAGAUGAAUUAGAAGAUGGUCCAAAUGAACAGCAACAGCACUUUGAUUUUGCUAUUUAAAAAAUGAAUGCAUUUAGAAUUUAAAUCACUAGAUAGUUUUUAGUUUAAUAAAAGAAAUAUUUAAUGUAAUUGAUGUAAUAGUUAUUAUAGGUAUUGUUUUUUUUAACUUAAUAUAAUUUGUAGAAUCUUUUAUUUGUUUUGUUUUUUAAUUCCAUAAGCAUUGCUGACGUCUUCUAACAAAAUAAUAAA
This is a messenger RNA of Sitophilus oryzae (rice weevil), 2366 nucleotides long. RefSeq lists its product as uncharacterized. Gene Ontology annotation, cellular component: membrane. Gene Ontology annotation, molecular function: ligand-gated monoatomic ion channel activity. The transcript has 9 exons. NCBI's taxonomy places the organism in Eukaryota, Metazoa, Arthropoda, Insecta, Coleoptera, Curculionidae. The coding region runs from base 225 to 2177 and encodes 650 amino acids. The record is from RefSeq and is a predicted model, not a curated record.